Messenger RNA from Papaver somniferum (opium poppy), 1001 nucleotides. Its product is annotated as 30S ribosomal protein S16-2, chloroplastic/mitochondrial-like. Gene Ontology annotation, biological process: mitochondrial translation. The coding region runs from base 241 to 573 and encodes 110 amino acids. NCBI's taxonomy places the organism in Eukaryota, Viridiplantae, Streptophyta, Magnoliopsida, Ranunculales, Papaveraceae. The record is from RefSeq and is a predicted model, not a curated record. Gene Ontology annotation, molecular function: structural constituent of ribosome. Gene Ontology annotation, cellular component: small ribosomal subunit; ribosome. The transcript has 4 exons.
UGAUCGGGAAAACACAAAAUGGACUACCUAAAUGGUUACCGGAGAGAAACACGUGUACUCUAAUGUCAAAAAUUGGUGCCAAUAGCCAAAAUGUUUUCUUUCCCAUCCCACCCAGGCCACACCACAGUCCAAUACCUCUUCGAUUGUAAAACUGAGCUAAAACCCUAAACUCAAACAGAAAGUUCCACUCUCUAACAAAUCUCCAGGAAAUCAAAUUUGAGUACCUGAAUUUGUGUGAAAAUGGUGGUUCGAAUAAGAUUAGCUCGGUUUGGUUGUAAAAACAGGCCAUUUUAUCGAGUCCUUGCUGCUGACAGUAGAUCUCCAAGAGAUGGAAAACAUCUUGAAGUUUUAGGUUAUUACAAUCCGUUACCUGGGCAGGAUGGUGGUAAGAGAAUGGGUCUCAAUUUUGAUAGAGUCAAAUACUGGUUAUCAGUUGGUGCCCAACCAUCUGAUCCUGUUCAACGUAUUCUCUUCAGAGCUGGAGUAUUACCUCCACCGCCAAUGCUUGCCAUGGCACAUAAAGGAGGACCCCGUGAAACUCGCCCUGUUGAUCCUUUGACUGGUAGUUUGUAACAAUAGUGAUCAAUCUACAAGCUCCGAAAGUGCUGAGAACAAGUCAGAGGUUUAAAAGUUAAAUCCAUGAAUACCUCAAGAAAAUCAUGUCUUCGUGUCCUAUUUUGGGCGUUAAAACCAAAUUAUUCCUGCUCAUGCUACAAGAAAAUGAAGCUGCUAUUGACUCAUUUAGUUUCACUUUUGUCGGGGUGGAGAAAAAUUGUAAUCUAGUUUCUUAAAAAGAGAAUCUAGCUCACAUAUGAGCAUUUUAUGCAGAGGAGUUUAGCAAGAAUUUGAUACCUUCCUCCAUAUAUAAGGUUUAAUCUUUCUGACUUUUGAACUGUCAUGUUGAUUCAUAACAGGAUAUGGCCAUGUGUGAGGAAUAAUUGUAUGUUUCGUUUCUGGUUUUUCUUAUUUGCAGAAAAGAUUGCUCUGGUUUCUUCUUAUAA